UAAAUUAUAUUUGAAGUCGGGCAGUGCUUACAGAUCACGUCGACCGCUGAACCGGAUCUGGUGAUUUGGUGUGCAUACAACUUGUGAAGGAUCUGGAGGCUUUAACGUGAGAUUCACCGACUUUACGCUCAAAUCUGGAAAGACAGUUUGGAGCUACAUUAAAAUUGGGUGAUUUUAAAGGCAGAGGAUAUCUGUGAUGAGGCUGUGACUGAGCCUUUUUCUGAGUUUGGUCCUGAUUGAAGCCAGAAUGGCCACUGCCAAGAAAGCUUCAUCUAAAACGGGGGGUGUUCGCUUUGCCCAGGAACCCGCUGCUGCCGCCACUCACUCUCAUGUGCAUUUUGAUGAGAAACUACACGACUCCAUCGUCAUGGUUAUACCGGAGUCAAAUGGAAAUUUCCUGGUUAAGGUGGGCUUCCUUAAAACUCAGCACAAGUAUGAGAUUGUGUUUACGUUGCCUGAGGUGCCAGGGCUUGGGAAAGAUGUCUGUCCGGCCCCCAUCCCAAAUCCACACCUCCGGAUCACUAAUUUAACCAAAUCUCCAGAUGGAGGUCUAAGGGUGACGUGUGAAUAUAUGGCCCAUCAAGAGGGAGUGAUGAGUGAGGAGGUUCAGAUUGUUAGUGAGAGCAAAGAAGAUGUGUGUGUGAAGGUCAAAGUUCAUGCCCGUGUUAUGGACCGUCACCAUGGGACUCCCAUGCUGCUGGAAGGCGUGCGAUGCAUAGGAGCAGAGCUAGAGUACGACUCCGAGCAAAGCGACUGGCAAGGAUUUGACUAAACGCCUAAACCUCAUAGACUUUCUAAUCAGUGCUAUCAUAUCUGCUAUGUGGGUGGGGACAAAAUAUUCCUGAUUCUGGAAUUGUAUUGCUAGUUGCUCAACAAUCUGUAAUAGAACCCAGUCAAGGGUUCUUUUGUCUGCCACUGCUGUCUGCACGCAGCAUUUCAGAACACACUGUGGUUACUAGCUUGUUCUUACUGUUACAGUGGAUUGCUGGAAUGAUUUGUUUAUUGCAGAUCUCUAUGAUUUGUCGUUCUUUUUUUUUGCUUUUUUCAGUUUCGCAAGAAAACAAUCAAGUAGUGUGUUAUUCUCUAACUGAAUUCCAGUGUUAUGGUCGAAUGUUUCUUUUAGAUAAAAUGCAGUUUUAUGUCUUUGUUUAUUACUGUACUUUGUUGCUCCAGGCUGAUGUUAUUAAAACUGGUUAAUCGAGUUCUUGAACUGAAUGUGAGCCAAACAGCGGAACUGUGGGCGCUACCAACCACAAAAACAAUUUUGUAUCAUGAAACUGUUUGCCAUUUGUUGUUGAAAUGGAUUCAAGUAAAUCAUUUGGAUUCAUAACAUAAAAAAAAAAUGUUGGUCUUCAUGAAAAUGAUUGUCGCUCUAAGGGCUGUUCGAAACUAUUGGCAAUGUAUUUGUCUUUUGUUUGUUACAUUGGUCCCCAUUUGUAGAGCGUAAGUGCCUACCAUUAUGUAUAUUCUUGUCUCUUUCUUUUAAUGCCAGCAUGUAAUUUUGUAUCCAUUUCACGCUGAAUGUUGCGCGCCUUACUGAAAUGUCUCUUUCUGAAUUCAUUGAACCGUACAUGCGUGGUCCCCGAAUUUCUAAUUAAGUAUUAAAAAUAUGAAUAUGAAAUCUAGCCUACCUUUCAAAAGGUGAAUGUUCUUGAAAUCUGCAGUCUAAAUGUUUAAUACACGUUAAAUUUAUAUUAGUUAUAUAUAUGUAUAUACACCAAUCAGCCACAUUAAAACCACCUGCCUAAUAUUGUGUAGGUCCCCCUUGUGCAGUCAAAACAGCACAAACCCGCAUCUCAGAAUAGCAUUCUGAGAUGCUAUUCUUCUCACCACAAUUGUACAGAGCGGUUAUCUGAGUUACCAUAGACUUUGUCAGUUCGAACCAGUCUGGCCAUUCUCUGUUGAUCUCUCUCAUCAACAAGGCAUUUCUGUCCACAGAACUGCCGCUCACUGGAUGUUUUUUGUUUUUGGCACAAUUCUGAGUAAAUUCUAGAGACUGUUGUGUGUGAAAAUCCCAAGAGAUCAGCAGUUACAGAAAUACUCAAACCAAUGAUUGUUGAUUAUCUAAUCAGCCAAUCAUGUGGCAGCAGUGCAUAAAAUCACGCAGAUACGGUUCAGGAGCUUCAGUUAAUGCUCACAUCAACCAUCAGAAUGGGGAAAAAAUGUGAUCUCAGUGAUUUGGACUGUGGCAUGAUUGUUGGUGCCAGAUGGGCUGGUUUGAGUAUUUCUGUAACUGCUGAUCUCCUGGGAUUUUCACACACAACGGUCUCUAGAAUUUACUCAGAAUGGUGCC
Myxocyprinus asiaticus (Chinese sucker) is the source of this 2293-nucleotide messenger RNA. It is a transcript of the gene adisspb, whose product is annotated as adipose secreted signaling protein. The record is from RefSeq and is a predicted model, not a curated record. Bases 248 to 772 code for a protein of 174 amino acids. The transcript is spliced from 6 exons. NCBI's taxonomy places the organism in Eukaryota, Metazoa, Chordata, Actinopteri, Cypriniformes, Catostomidae.